This is a messenger RNA of Hippocampus comes (tiger tail seahorse), 2696 nucleotides long. It is a transcript of the gene sox19b, whose product is annotated as SRY-box transcription factor 19b. The transcript is spliced from 2 exons. Gene Ontology annotation, molecular function: DNA-binding transcription activator activity, RNA polymerase II-specific; RNA polymerase II cis-regulatory region sequence-specific DNA binding. Bases 1105 to 2019 code for a protein of 304 amino acids. The record is from RefSeq and is a predicted model, not a curated record. Gene Ontology annotation, cellular component: nucleus. Gene Ontology annotation, biological process: neuron differentiation; positive regulation of transcription by RNA polymerase II; brain development. NCBI's taxonomy places the organism in Eukaryota, Metazoa, Chordata, Actinopteri, Syngnathiformes, Syngnathidae.
GUAGUAGUGGUCAUUUUUGGCAGAGGAUAAAGAAUAUACGCGUGUGAGUUUUGUAUUAUAUUGUGUUUCUCUAUGUGUUUGGGAAAUAUCCAUUGCUAUGUUAUCCGUUAGCCUGUCAAUGGUGUUUUCAGUUAUGAGUAAAUGUUCAGAUAACUGGGGCAUUCUUAAGACAGUAAUUCUCUUCUUUUGAUAUUUAGUUUUAGAGUAAAAUUGAAAGUGUGUGUGCAAAUGGAGAGCUGGAAUUUUUGAUAAAUUUUUGACAAUUUGCCAAACGGUGACUGCCACCAUACAGCACUCGCAUCAUAAGCGUGAGCUCACAUGUCAAAGCAAAUAAAUAAAUUGGCCGUAUGAUCGCUUGUAUCUCAAGGUUCCUUUGGGUAUGGUGAAGAUAGAAUAUUCUUAGAUUUUUCUGUAUUACAGCCCUUGCAAGAAAAAGUUCGGACAUUGUUGUCUGUCCACAUGCUACUUUAAAAAAAUGCUUCCCUUCUGCCACCCUUGCCAUCAGGUCUGUCGAAGUUGUUUUCCAGUUCAAAGAAAAUCUUGUUGAUGUUAGUUAUGAAAGAAUGACACUGUUUUUUUUUUUUUUAGUGGAACUUGUGCAACUCUCACCUCGUGUUUCCCUUAUUAAGAUACUGGCUCGCUCGCCUUUCGCCCUAAAACGUCUUUGAGAUGCUAAUAGUCGCACUCACUCCUGAUUGGUCGGUUGCAGGCCGGCUGGAGAAAAGGACUGAGCGGGAGGCGAGGGGGGGUGCAAGUUGGGUUUGAAUCGGGAGAGUGCGCUCGAACAACAAGUGGUUCAGAAUAACAAGUUGCGGCGAAGAGAGAGACAAGUAUUUUGUUUAUUUAUGUAUUUAUUUUUCUCUUCGAAGCGUUUCUGCUUAAAACAAACAGGACAAAAUAAAGUGCAUGUUUUUUAUUUUGCCGGACUUGAAGGAAACGGCUGUCCGGUACGCUUCGAGGCUAAUUAGUUAACUCGGUUCACCCGGUGCUCCCGCGCAAGUUGCGGGAACACCAGGUGGACUUUGCCGGCCAGGUGCACGGCGACCCAGAAAGAGGCGAAAAUAGUUCGGCGUUGCACUCGAACCUUCAGCUUGAGCGUGGAACAUGUACAGCAUGAUGGAACACGAGUUGAAGCCCGGCGGGCAGCCGGUGCACCACGCGGCGCAGGGGAUGUCACCGGCCCCUCCGGGCAGCAUGACUCCGGGCAACGGCCUGCCUCACCCGGGCUCCAAAAGCGCCCUGCAGGCCCCCGGCGGGGGCGACCCCAUGGAUAAGGUCAAGCGACCCAUGAACGCCUUCAUGGUGUGGUCCCGCGGCCAAAGGCGCAAGAUGGCCCAAGAGAACCCCAAAAUGCACAACUCCGAGAUCAGUAAGCGUCUGGGCGCCGAGUGGAAGCUGUUGAGCGACGCCGAGAAGCGGCCGUUCAUCGAUGAGGCCAAGCGGCUGCGGGCCGUGCACAUGAAGGAGUAUCCGGACUACAAGUACAAGCCCCGGCGCAAGAGCAAACCAGCGCUCAAGAAGGACGCGGUGCAGGUGCCCAAGUACCCGCUGUCCGCCGGCAACUUACUCGUGACGCAAGGACAGGGAGCCAGCCCCAGGAUGGAGAGCUACGCCUGGGGCCCCGCGGGCGGCUACCCGGGCAUGCAGGGCGAGGCGCUCGGCUACACGCAGCAGCUGCACCGGUACGACCUGUCGGCCCUCCAGUACCCCCCCGCCAUGACCGCCGCCCAGACUUACAUGAACGGAAACAACUCGUACAGCCCGAUGUCGUACAGCAGCAGCCCCCAACAGCCCAGCCCGGUCCCCAUGUCCAUGGUGAAAGCGGAGCCCAUGUCCCACUCGCCUCCGACACCCACCCAUCACCGGGGCCCCCUGCAGGGCGACCUGCGGGACAUGAUCAGCAUGUACAUCCCGGGGGGCGGUGAUGGCAACGACCCGGCGGGGGGAGCCGCUCCCAGGGGCUACGGCGGCGUCCAGCAGCACUACCUCACCGGCACCGUACCCCUAACACACAUCUAGUAGAACGGCACGGGACAAUCUGCACUCGCGGCCAAUGCCGCUCCUUCGGGUGUAUUCAUUCUGCAUUGUACAUUGUUUUUAAUACUCUUUUAGUUUUUUUUUUCUUUUUAAAAAUACAAAUUAGAUGAGUUUGCAAAUGCUGCAUUUUGAGUAGCUUUACGUCACGGGCGGCGAAGCACUUUUCUCGCCCCCCCCCCCCCCCCCCCCCCUUUAUUAGAUUUUAUGUGUAAAGAUGAUGUAUCCUGCUAAUUUUACUGUUUAACCUCACCUAUGGCCCACUGAGUCGCUUUCCAAACCAGUCACACCCAACCUCGCUGGAAUUUUAUUUUAGAAAAGUCUCACGACACACAAUCGUCACUAAAUUAUACAUACUGAAAAUAAUGAUCAAUUUAUUCGCAAAUAUGCUUUUCCUGUUGUACGAAUGCAGAUUGGUGGCAGGUUAACUGUACCUUCUGUCAUCUAGUGGAAGAGCAUAGAAUUCUUCAUGACGUGACUUUUUUUCCACGCAAGUGAAAUUUGAUCACUUGGUUGUGAAUCAUUGUUGUAAACAGAACAAGCAUGUUUUUUUUAAAAAGUUAGUUCCCCUCAAACCAGUGGCUACCAUAAACGCAUGCAUGCUUGUAUAUACUGUACAGUACGUAGAUGCUGCUAUGGACCUAUUUGGUUUACAUCUCCAU